ACAUCAAAAUGAGCCUUCAAACACCAAAUUCAACUCAUUUCAAGUACUACAUCCUCUUAUAGUUAGCUCCUGACCUUUUUGACACUCUUUUCAUCUCAAGAAAAUGGGGAUUCGGUUUCUAUCUUUGGUUCCUCAUGCCAAGCAAAUUCUGAAGAUGCAGUCAGGUUUCACCAAAAACCAGUUGGAUGUUCCGAAAGGCCAUGUUGCAGUUUAUGUGGGAGAGAUCCAAAGGAAGCGGUUUGUGGUUCCAAUAUCUUACCUAAACCAUCCAUCGUUCCAGCAACUGCUCAGUCACGCAGAGGAGAAGUUUGGAUUCCAUCAUCCUCAAGGGGGACUAACAAUUCCUUGCAAAGAAGAUGCCUUCAUCGAUCUCACUUCUAGACUGCAAGUAUCUUGAAGGAUGAACAGCAAUGCUCAAGCUGCAAUUUUCUACAACCUUUUCUGGUUGUUUCUGACUCAAUUGUAUUUUGACCCAUACUAAAAUGUUGUAGAAUGGAAUGCCUUUCUUGCCUGUAAAUGAGUGGCAUUGUAAUGGCGCAUUUACCAACAGAAGUGAAUCAAAAGAAAACACAAAUUUAGCAUCAAUUUCUAUAUAGCCUUUUCUUUUCUGCUUUA
This is a messenger RNA of Cucurbita maxima (winter squash), 615 nucleotides long. RefSeq names its product auxin-responsive protein SAUR24-like. The record is from RefSeq and is a predicted model, not a curated record. NCBI's taxonomy places the organism in Eukaryota, Viridiplantae, Streptophyta, Magnoliopsida, Cucurbitales, Cucurbitaceae. Gene Ontology annotation, biological process: response to auxin. The transcript has a single exon. Bases 104 to 397 code for a protein of 97 amino acids.